AUGCCCUCUGAAGCCAUCACCGCCAUGUCGCACGCCACCGAAAAGGUCGGCGCAGAGAUCGAGGUGGUCGAGAACGUCCGCCGCGAGAUUGCCGACUACGACAACGUCGUCGCGGAGGCUCGCCGCGAGACGGAGGACCAGCAGUCUAUGACCUUGCGCGAAGGACUUCGCCGCUACCCUAAGGCGGCUGCCUGGUCGAUGCUCCUCUCGACGGCCAUCAUUAUGGAAGGGUUCGAUGUCGUCCUCCUCGGCUCGUUCUAUGCCCUGCCGCAGUUCAACAAGAAGUACGGCGUCCAGCUUCCCGACGGAAAAUACACGGUUACUGCCCCAUGGCAAGCUGGUCUCUCGAACGGCGCCCAAGUCGGCGAAAUCAUCGGUCUUUGCAUCAACGGUUGGGCGAGCGAGCGUUUCGGUUACAAGAAGACCAUGCUCGCCGCCCUGGCAUCGAUGAUCUGCUUCAUCUUCAUCCCGUUCUUUGCCAACAACGUCCAGACGCUGCUUGCCGGCGAGAUUCUGCAGGGAAUUCCCUGGGGCGUGUUCCAGACGUUGACGACCGCCUACGCCGCCGAGGUGACUCCGGUGGCCUUGCGACCCUACCUCACCGCUUACGUCAAUCUUUGCUGGGUUCUUGGUCAGGUCAUCGCGUCGGGUGUCCUCAGGGGCAUGCUGACGGUCCAGACGCAGUGGGCUUACCGCAUUCCCUUCGCCCUCCAAUGGAUUUGGCCUCUCCCAAUUCUCAUCGGAACCAUCUUCGCGCCCGAAUCCCCUUGGUGGCUCGUCCGCAAGGGCCGCAACGACGACGCACGUCGCCAGAUCAGGCGCCUGCACACCAACCCGACCGAGCAGGAGGUCGACAACCAGCUCUCCCUGAUGGUCCACACCAACGCCCUGGAGAAGUCGAUCGCCGCCGGAACCUCGUACUUUGACUGCUUCAAGGGUGUUGACUUGCGCCGUACGGAGAUCGCUGCCGGAGCCUGGAUGAUCCAGAACCUAUGCGGAAGUGCCUUCAUGGGCUACUCCACCUUCUUCCUCGAGCAGUCCGGUGUCCCUGUUACGCGCGCUUUCGACCUGAGCAUCGGGCAGUAUGCUAUUGGCGCCGCCGGCACCCUCUCGUCGUGGUUCCUCAUGCGCUACUUCGGUCGUCGUUCACUCUACCUCUUUGGCCUCAUCUUCAUGGUCUGCGCUCUCGUCGUUAUCGGCGGAAUGGGGUGCAUCCCCUCCUCCAACACCUCGGCCCAGGCUGCUAUCGGCGCCAUGCUCCUCGUCUACACCGCCGUCUACGACUCGACAGUCGGACCGGUCUGCUGUAACUGCCUCGUCGCCGAGAUCUCCUCGACCCGCCUCCGCGCCAAGACUGUCGUCAUCGCCCGCGUUGCGUACAAUAUCAUCGGCAUUGUCAACAGUAUCAUCAUGCCGUACUUCCUCAACACGACGGCUCUUAACUGGGGUUCGAAGACGGGCUUUUUCUGGGCUGGUUUAUGCGCGAUCUGCUUGAUCUGGACCUACUUCCUCGUGCCCGAGCCCAAAGGCAGGACCUACGGCGAGCUCGACGUCCUCUUCGAGAACCGAGUUUCCGCUCGCAAGUUCCGCACGACCGCAGCGGACCAGUUCGCCGGCCACGGUAUGCCCCAGCGCACGUCUUCAAACGACGAGAAGGACGAGAAGUUCGAUGUCCAGCACGUCGAGCUUUGA
Rhodotorula toruloides NP11 is the source of this 1692-nucleotide messenger RNA. Its product is annotated as MFS maltose transporter. The transcript has 14 exons. Lineage: Eukaryota; Fungi; Basidiomycota; Microbotryomycetes; Sporidiobolales; Sporidiobolaceae. The record is from RefSeq and is a predicted model, not a curated record. The coding region runs from base 1 to 1692 and encodes 563 amino acids. Gene Ontology annotation, cellular component: membrane. Gene Ontology annotation, molecular function: carbohydrate:proton symporter activity. Gene Ontology annotation, biological process: carbohydrate transport; transmembrane transport.